GGUGCUUCAGCGUAGAACAUGGCGUCCAAGAAGCGGCAGCCAAAACAGGGAGUCGCAGAUCUGAGGAAAAGCAAACAGGGCACGAACAGCAAGAACAGCGAACGGCCCCGUGCAAGCUGCAGCACAGACCUGCUCGUCCCCGAGAGGGAACGGUACCUGCAGAAGGAAUGCGAGGUCCUGACCGAACAGAUAGACACGUACAAGAAGAGAGCGGAGCACUUCCUGCAGGAGAACGAGUUUCUGGACAAGGAGGCGCAGCAGAUGCAGCAGAACAGUAAAGUCUAUACCACCUACAUGAGGAAGCACACCCAGAAGUGCCAGGACGCUGUCGUGAUGCUGAACGACCAGAACCACUCCGAUCUGAGCGCCGUGCGCAGGCAGAAGGAGCAGAUGGUUGCGCACUACUCCGAGGAGGAGAGGAAGCUGAGAAAGAAGCUACUGGAGCUGGAGACAAAGUCCGCGCUCAUGAGCAGGGAGGUGGGGGACCUGCAGCCCUACAAGGACCUGCAGCAGGAGCAGCUGAUCAGGGUCAGGGAGCUGGAGAAGGAGCUCCUGCUCACAAAAAUCCAGCACACGGAGCAGAUGCACAAGGUCAAGAGCAGGUUCCUGCAGGCCAAGUCCGACUACUCGGCCGCGUCCCGGCACAAGGUGCAGGCCCUGGCCAAGAGCGCCGAAGAGGCGGCCGUGCGCUGCCUCAUCCAGCACAUCAGGCGGGUGAAGGCCGAGAACUGGCGCCUGCGCCACCAGCUGCUGGGCCUCCUCCGGCGCUCCGGCGUCCUGCGGGCCUACCAGCACCAGCUGCGAGCGCGGCAGCACCAGCUGCUCCGCCAGCACCAGCACAGCCAGGCCCUGGCCCGCCUGCGGCCCUGGCUGCAGCGCCCUGGCCACGGGGCCCCACGCAGGCCGACCUGA
Molecule: messenger RNA, 912 nt
Organism: Alligator mississippiensis (American alligator)
Lineage: Eukaryota; Metazoa; Chordata; Crocodylia; Alligatoridae
Gene: CCDC166
Product: coiled-coil domain containing 166
Exons: 1
Coding region: 19-912 (297 amino acids)
Source: RefSeq, a predicted model, not a curated record